Messenger RNA from Trichoderma virens Gv29-8, 3972 nucleotides. RefSeq lists its product as uncharacterized. Gene Ontology annotation, biological process: silent mating-type cassette heterochromatin formation; regulation of transcription by RNA polymerase II; rDNA heterochromatin formation. The record is from RefSeq and is a predicted model, not a curated record. The transcript is spliced from 2 exons. Gene Ontology annotation, molecular function: zinc ion binding. Bases 1 to 3972 code for a protein of 1323 amino acids. Lineage: Eukaryota; Fungi; Ascomycota; Sordariomycetes; Hypocreales; Hypocreaceae.
AUGGCUUCACCAAUGCCCGCGCACUCCAGCGGCUGGAACAACACGCCUGCCGCCGCCGACGCUGACGACUAUGGCGUGCAGACCAGGUUCAUCAACUUGAAGGUGCACUACACGUUCGAUAAAGAGGCCAAGGUCAAUUGCCUGGCCAGAGGCUCCCAGCCCUUGCAAAUCCAGACGGUGCCCAUUGACGAGGCCAACUCCAUUGGCGUCGUCGACCUGAGGGCUUGCGUACAUGUGAUAGCCGAGUGCAGCCCGGAGCUGACCAACCACGAGUGCGACUACACCAUCUACGCAAUUGAUUAUUCCGAGCCCGAUCUCCCUCUGGUCGGCCAAGGCCUGCUGUCAUGGGUCUUCCAGUCGAUGCGGCCCGACUUUGGGAACCACCAGCCCAAGAUGGUGACGGGCCGUGUAACGAGAAAUGUCCUGGGUGUUUUUGGCGGUGGCAACAGAGAGACGCUCGAGGUCAAGUUAAAGCUAUCUGAGACAGCCAGAAUCCAGCGUUCCAUCACAUAUGCCUCUUCCGUGGAACAGCAGCCUACCAGGCCGAUGGAGCCAGUCUUGCCGCCCAGUGCUACCUCGGAGUGGAAUUCACUGGUUCAGUCCAAUCCCCAGAUGGCCCAACAGGCGAGCCAGAGCCAUGGUAGCCCUAUGCCAAUCACCCAUUCACCCAGCAUGGCUCCUGCUUUGCCUCAGGGACCUCCGCCACCGUUGGUGAGGCAGGGCUCCUUUGGGCCGAGCUACAGCCAAAAUCCGCCUACACAAGAGCUGCCGAGGUUGGCUCCGAUUCCUAUCGAACCUCAGUCUCAGUCCAUGUCUGGUAUCCCGGCACCUUCUUCACGACCAUCUAGUAGAGCGUCAAAUAGGCCGUCCCGGAGGAAGCCGCCCACGGGUAGGCCCCGAGGCAGACCACGAAAGAAGCCCGCUGAAGGCAACACAUCCGGUUACGAGGACGGAACUGAAGGAGAAGAAGCUGCACCCCCCAAGGAGGAUGAGCCUGUCAAGAAGAGAGCCAAGGUUACCAAGGUGGACAAGUCAGACGCGAACCCCUUUGCUGCUGAGCCCGAAUCCCUCAGAGUUGCGGCGAGCAAUUCCAGCUCCCUGCGGAACUUUCGGCCCAUUGCCAUCAACAGCGACAGUGUGACAGGUAGCCAUCUGCAGGAGGUCCCUCGAGCUCCCACACCCGUUCCUAACGGUCGUCUCAGGGCGGUACCAGGACGAGAGCCCAGCUCCCUCAAGCGACGUGAAUCCGCGCUGAGCCAGCCGCCCGUAUCAAGCUUUGCCACAAGCGAGGUCAGCCGGUUCGCAUCUCCCGGCAUAGACGACGACAGAUCGCCAGAAUCCAUGGCCCCAACGCCAAACUACCCCGAUGACAGCCCCGCUGAUAUCGGAUCCUCGCCACCAGUUCAGCAGGCGACGCCUUAUAUGCGGUCCAGCCCUCCACCUUCAAGCCCCGUGCUGCCCCCGAUGCCGACAAUGGCCCCUCGUGAGCACGAGCACAGCAUCCCGGGAAAUGAUAUGAGCGAGCUUUUCGGAGAGGGAGAUCCGUCUGUUUUGGAAGAGCUACCACCGCCACAGCGCACACACAGAGCUCCAAAGCAAAGCGUGCCGGUUCAGGUUUUUCAGCUCCAGGACGGCCCUAGCGGCCAGGAUCUGGUGCAUCUUCUCACAUACAACACUCCCUAUCCGACGUCGAAUACGCCUGCCCCUGCCGAGAGCUCCUUACCACCUCCACCAAAGGGGGGACCAAGCCGGCUACAGACGAAUGGCCAACCUUCAAAAAGGAAAAGGCCACAGCCGACAUCACCAAUGCUGGCGCCAACUCCACCACCUACAACGGAUGCCGUCGAAAGACCCAUGAGCCCAGCCCUCACCUCCACCCCCGCCCCAAUCCAGGCUCCAACCCCGAUCCCUCUUCCCGCACUUACUCAGGCGUCCAUGUUUGCGCCUAUUCCUGCGGCCACAUCCCCUGUCACCACCGCUGCUGAUGUCCCGGCCCUGCCUUCUGCACCUCCUAAUGAGCCAGUAUCCGCUGUUACGUCUACUCCCGAACUCUCACAAGCCGCCCCCGCGACGGACGACAUCUUCAACGACCCCAUAGUACAACUCGCCUCUACAUUUUCUUCAAAAGAAGUGGCUCCUCCAUUCAUCAGACCUCCAUCACGAUCUUCACAACCUCCUCAAUCAAGACCGCAAACCUCCAAGCCCAAGUAUCCCCGCCAACUAAGUAGAUCUCAGUCCGCAGGGCCGCUUAUACUACCAUCGAGCGAUCCCGUUGGCCCGUCAGCUUUGUCUCAAGCCUCUGCUGUCGUCUCGGACCGCCCAUCUUCUGUAGGAGGUGCUGACGUCCGUCGGCCAAAUUCCAUGGGGCAAUUGGCUUUACCGAUGCCUGAGCCUCUCACUGAAGCCACGACAGAGUCUCCAGCAGACCCUACCCCUUUGGCAAACCCAGCGGCUCCUGAGGAACCCUGUCCUCCAAGUGACUUCCUUCCCGCACCAUCUUCACCCCCUGCACAACGAUCAAAUAAGAAUAUCGUGAAAAAACAUGCCAUUAAGCAACGACUAGAGGAGGCCAUCAACAACGGAGAGAUGCCUCCAUUCUGCAGCAACUGCGGUGCCAUUGAGACGCCUACGUGGAGAAAGAUUUGGAUUCAGGAACGUGACGGCGUUCCGGAGCGUUGUGAGUAUUCUGAGAAGCCAGGGAAGAUCACCGCUGUUGAGGUUUUACGGCGCGAUGAAGAGGGCAAACCAACACUUCAUCGAGUCGUCAAAAAGAGUCUGGCCAUCACCGACGAGAGGAGUAAGUGGCAGGAGGCCCUGCUUUGCAACCCUUGUGGCAUCUGGCUUGCCAAGUGCAAAACCCACCGGCCUCCUGACAGGUGGGACAAGGAUGCCUCUCGACUAGGCCAGGAGAGACGGAAGAGAGGCACUGGCCGAAGCACUUCUCGGGCGAAGAAGAAUCGUCCAAAGGAUGAUGGCCCUCUCAACCUCACUUCGGAAGCGUAUCUCCCCACCGACGCGUUUGAGCCAGUAGCACCCUCGUCACCGAAGAUGAACGAAGUUGUUCCUUUGGACUCGAACUCAAUACUGAUGCCCGAGAGCACCGAAAGUCAGCAAACUGAAAAGUUUGCCGGGAAUGACGGGCUGGAUGUGGUGUCACAACCAGGAUCAACGCAUUCUCAGGGCAGUGGGACAGCUCAAAGCCCCAUUGAUAUUGACUUUAACGAAAUCGCUGGCAGCACGAGGAGACUGCUAUUCCCAUCUCCUAGGAAAGAGGGGAUGCCGAAAGUGCUUUGCGAUGUAGACGUUAAUAUCGUUCAAACUGCAGAGUGUCGACCGGGAGAACAUAUCAAAGGCGAUCAAGAAAAUGGUGUCGUGCCAGGAUCGCACGAUGGCAUUAGCAAAUUGGACGAUUUAGAUGCUCUAUUCAACAGUCCCCUUAAAACACGGCCAUCCACCCCGCCACCCGAUGCAGCGCCUACACUGACUGAGUCUUUCAAGACCCCUACACGACCUACCCCAAGUCAUAGACCCAUCACUAGAAGUGUCUCUCGGUCCUUGCGAUCGGCUAGGUCGAUACUAUCGCCGAACCAGCAUGCGCUCGAGCAGCAAACUCCUACUAAGACGCCGAGAUCUUUGCUGAGAAUUCCCAGUAGCAGCACUAGGAGACGCAGUCCGCGGGCCCAUCAGGGAAGUUUUGACAUCUUUGAUUCGCCUAUUAGUCGAAGCAUUGUGCAGCUGCUUUCGGAGGGCAAUGCCUUGGGAUCUGGGGAAAACGAGAUGGACCUCAGCAGCCUACCAGGGCUCGGGGGACACAAUGAGGAGCUGAUUGACUUUGGCAACCUCUUGAGCACGGAUGACAUGAUGCCCAGUUCAUCCCCUAAGAAUGGAUCUAUGGGACUGAGUUUCGAUUACGACGGCGCUGCUAAUAACAUUGCCGAUUGGAUGGACAGUGUCAUGAAGAAGCUUAAAUAA